AUGUCACUGUUAUCGAGUGAAUUGGCUAGGGUUCUACCUAAUCCUGAGUCUGACGAGGAAGAGGAAGAUUCAUAUGUUUUGGACGAAUCACCAGAAAAGGAAAGCCAGGAGGUCAUUCAUAAACCAAUCCCUCCUUACUUACAUAGAAAAGGAUGGAUUCCAACAUCCUUAGAUGAUUUUGGCGACGGUGGAGCGUAUCCAGAAAUCAAUGUAGCUCAAUAUCCUUUAGAUAUGGGGAAAAAGAGGACGAAUACAGCCCCAGGAAAUUCACUUGCCCUUCAAGUUAAUUCGUCAGGAGGUGUCGAUUAUGGUGCUAUUGCACGUCAAGGCCAUGAGCAUGGUGAGCUCGUACAAUCGAGUUUCCAAGACUUAAUACCCUUGAGAGCUCGAAUUGGUGUUGGUGAAAUCUCAGUUGAGAAGCCACCUGAAGAACAAAAGCAGCUUGUUGCAAACAAGACAAAGGCUGCUUUAGAAAAGAUCGUAACUGGUAAAAUAUCACAGUCCCAACCUAAAAGUGCUCUAGUACAGAAACCAGACGAUCCGGUAUAUAUCCGUUAUACGCCAAGUAAUCAGAUGGGCCAAGCUCCUAGCAAGCAAAGAAUCAUCAAACUCGUGACAGAAGAACAAGAUCCCAUGGAGCCACCAAAGUUCCGCCAUAAAAAAGUACCACGCGGUCCUCCUUCUCCACCUGUGCCAGUGUUGCAUUCUCCUCCUCGUAAGGUGACUGCAAAGGAGCAGCAGGAAUGGCAAAUUCCUCCGAGUAUUUCAAAUUGGAAGAAUCCCAAAGGCUAUACUAUUCCUUUGGAUAAGCGUCUGGCUGCCGAUGGACGUGGCUUAAAUGAUGUAGAAAUUAGCGACGGAUUCGCAAAGUUUUCUGAAGCUUUGUUUACAGCGGAACGUCAAGCUCGUGAAGAAGUACGUUAUCGAGCUAUAAUGCGUCAGAAAAUGGCAGAGAAAGAAAAAGAAGAGAAGGAACAGCGAUUAUUUAUGCUUGCUCAGAAGGCUAGAGAAGAAAGGGCUGGUCAUGUUCCUAAAUACCAGUCCGGCGAUCGUUCUCCCAGCGUCCGUAGUGAUGAACGAUACCAAUCCGAAUCUCCGGUUAAUAGUGAGCCAGAUGUUGCUGAAUACGAAGAAGAUGAAGGACUGCGUAGACGCGAGGAAAUUCGUCGUGAAAGAAGACGCCAAUACGAGAAAGAGCUUCGAUUAAAUAGAAUGGGUGCUGAAAAGAGAGCCCAGCUUAGCGGUGCAGAUCGUCCACGGGAUGUGUCUGAAAGAGUAGCACUUGGUUUGUCAAAACCUUCCAUGUCAAGUGAAACAAUGGUUGACAGUAGAUUAUUCAAUCAAGCUUCAGGCUUAGGGUCCGGAUUUCAAGAUGAAGAUUCUUAUAACGUAUAUGACAAGCCUUGGAAGGCUGCUCCAACAUCCACUCUUUAUAGACCAGGUGCUACUCUAGGCCGACAUAUUGAUGCUUCUGCGGAAUUAGAGCGAAUAACUUCGGAAAAUCGUUAUGAUGUGCUAGGGUCAGUUCCCAAAAAGUUUAAGGGAGCUGAUGAAGCGUCUCAGGAUGCCUCCGGGCCUGUCGUUUUUGAAAAGGACGUUGAUCCUUUUGGGGUUAAUAAUUUUUUGGAUACAGUCUCCUCUUCAAAAAAAUGA
This is a messenger RNA of Schizosaccharomyces osmophilus, 1653 nucleotides long. RefSeq names its product Prp19 complex subunit Prp45 (gene prp45). Bases 1 to 1653 code for a protein of 550 amino acids. Gene Ontology annotation, cellular component: spliceosomal complex. Gene Ontology annotation, biological process: mRNA splicing, via spliceosome. The record is from RefSeq and is a predicted model, not a curated record. NCBI's taxonomy places the organism in Eukaryota, Fungi, Ascomycota, Schizosaccharomycetes, Schizosaccharomycetales, Schizosaccharomycetaceae. The transcript is spliced from 5 exons.